Molecule: messenger RNA, 4910 nt
Organism: Apis florea (little honeybee)
Lineage: Eukaryota; Metazoa; Arthropoda; Insecta; Hymenoptera; Apidae
Product: SUN domain-containing ossification factor
Biological process (GO): protein folding in endoplasmic reticulum
Cellular component (GO): cytoplasm; membrane
Source: RefSeq, a predicted model, not a curated record
AAAUAUAAUAUUGUAAAAGAUUAUUAAAUAAAGUUAUUGAUAAGAUGCCUACUGCGCAUGCGUUACUGGAAUCAGCUGGUUUCAUUACAUAUAAAAAGAUAUACAUAAAAUGUACAUUUUUUCUACAAAAUCGUAUUAUUUAUUACAUGAUAUUUCAUUUAAAAUGAUUUUUAAUGUAACACGAUAAACGAUAUGCAAUAAAUUUAUGGAUAAUUCAAUCUUUUUUAUAUUGGAACCAUCUUAAUUGUACCACGUCAGAUUUUUGGUGCGUAGUAACUGUUAUAGUAGUGAUGGUUAUAAAAGGGGUUAUGAACAUGGUGAUAGAGGCGAUGAUAAUAGCGGUAGCGGUAGUAACGGCGGUAGUGACGAUAGUAUAGUGGUAAAGUGAUGAUACAUUUGUACAUUUACAAAAAUAUCCAUUUAUUGACAGUAAAAUUUUUGAUGAGAAGAGUAAUGUAAGCACUUAAAGAAAUGAAGAUUUAUAUUACGUACGUGUAUCAGAUAUUACUUUUUAUAUCAGUUGCUUCCAGUGCACUUUUAUUUAUCAUAGUAGCUUCUGAAAAUGCACAAACCAGUUAUUACUCUUCUUCUAUUAAAACAAAUGAAACAUCUGAGACUGAUAAUAAUACGGAGGUGAUAAAUAUGGGAGUUGAUGAUUUAGAUACAACUAUACCAAUUACUGAAUUAUAUGAUCUACACAAAUUAGAAGAAAAAUAUAUUGAAGAAUCUACAACCUUUGAACCUAUCAUAAAUGGUGAAGCAAGAAAAAAAGAGAAUUCUUAUAAAGAUACAGAUAUUGUAGUGGAAAGUUUUACUCAAGCCAAAAUUUCUGAACAUGAACAAACAAUUUUAAGUUUGAUGAAUACGACUGUAACAGAAUCGCAAAGUUUAACAGAAUCAAAUCUUAAUCCUGAGUUUUCAAAAAGCAAGAAAUUAAGAAAUAUAGGUCAAAAAAUAGAAAAAGAACAAGAAGAAAUUCUAUCUAGUAUACAAGCACUACCUAUUAUAAAUGAAAUUACUGAAAAAUCUAAUGAAACAAAUAGUCUCAACAUAGAAUCUUUAUUAUUGACAAAUUCAGUUAGAGAAGAAGAAACACCUGAAUUAGUAGUAGUAGUAAGAGCUGAACAAAUACCUAUUGUUACUGAUGGAUCAGACUCAAAAGUUGAAGAUAGUAUUAAAGUACUUCCUACUAAAGAUGAAAUUUCUAAAAUUUGCAAUAAAAUGACAACAACUCCAGAAUUAAGUGAUACUGAUGCUAAAGCCCGAUUAGUAGGAGAUAAUAGAGAUGAAACUGCUGCAGUUGUUUUUGGUGAAGGAAUUGGAUCUGUAGGAUCUUCAAAUCCACAUGAAGAUAUUCCAUCGUUUAGCGAAUGGACACAAAAAAGAUUAGAAGAAGCUGAAAGGAAAAAAACACAUCCAAAUGUAUCUGUUCAGAAUUCUGGAGCGCCAACACGAGGAAUCGGUGGAAUGAAAAUUCGUUCUAAAAAUUAUGCUUCUCCAGAUUGUGGUGCAAAAAUUGUAGCUGCAAAUCCAGAGGCGCGAAGCGUUAGAAGCGUUUUAGUUUCCACUAGAGAUGAAUAUAUGCUUAAUACAUGUACAUCACGUAUAUGGUUCGUGGUAGAACUUUGUGAAGCAAUUCAAGCCAAGAAAAUUGAAUUAGCCAAUUUUGAACUUUUCAGUUCAUCACCAAAAGAUUUUUCAGUUUAUAUAAGUGAUCGUUUUCCUACUAGAGACUGGAGUCCAGUUGGUCAAUUUACUGCGAAAAAUGUAAAAGAUAUCCAAAAUUUUGCUUUACAACCACAUCUUUUUGGAAAAUUUAUAAAAGUAGAACUUCAAACUUAUUAUGGAUCUGAACAUUUUUGUCCUAUUUCUUUAUUUCGUGCUUAUGGUACUAGUGAAUUUGAAGUUCUUGAAACAGAGACAGAGAAUCAAAUUCCGAGAGAAACGCAUGUAAAUGUAGAUGACGAAGAAGAUAGUGAUGAAGAAGAAGUUUUGGAUGUUGAAAAUGGUGAACCACCAAGAAAUUUGUUUGGUAGUGCUAGAGAUGCUGUAUUAAGUAUUAUGAAGAAGGCAGCUGAAGUAUUAGUAAAGUCUAGUGAUUUGACUUGUAAUAACAUUACAAAAAUUCAACAAAGUAUAGAUAGUGGUAAUAUUCUUGAAAAUUCUUUUGUUAGUUGUACCACACCAAGAUAUACUAUUCUUUGUGAUCAUUGUUCAGAUCAAAAAUUUGCAAAAGUUUUUCAAUUAAUUAGUUGUAGGGAAAAACAGUUAAAUGAAUUACUUAAAAUUGACCUUGUGAAUAGAACUUUAAGACAAAAUGGACUUUGUAAGAUUCAUGGUGUAGAAUUUGAAACUUUUGCAAAGAAAGAAAUAAGAGAAAAAAAUGAAAAUGUAAAAAAAACAGAAAAAUAUGACAAACUUGAUAAAAUGUUUGAUUCAAAUUUGCGUUUUCAAUUAACAUUUAUAACGUCCAUACUUAAAUCUGAAUAUAUCGCGGCACUUUGUAAUAUAUUAGCAAUAAAAGAAUGUAAAAUGGUAAUGAAUGCAAGCCAUGAAAUACAGUUUGAUAAUUUUAAAGAAAUCAUUAAGGAAGAUAUAUCAGAUAGAGAUAAAGAAGAUUCCAAUAGUAACACAGUUAAAUCAUUUCAUUAUACAGCAACACGUACUUCGAAUUCAAAUAUAUAUACAUCUUCUCAGGAACUUAAAAAAGAUAUUCAAGAACUAUCUAUAAAAACUAGCAAAUUCACUAGUACACCUGUUGAAAUUUCAUCUAGCUUUAAAAGUAUAGCUUCGCAGAUAAAACCUACUAAAACUUUUGGAAAAGAAGAAAUCAAGAAUGAAACAUCAUUACCAAUUUUAGAAAUUGAAGAAACUAUUCAAGCUGAAGUGUUAACAACUGUUCCUGUAUCUUUAAAUAUUGAUCAACAUUCAAUUUUAAAAGCUUCUGAAGAACCAUUUACAACUCCUAGUAUUUCUAUUGAAAAUUCACCUCAAACAACUGUUUCUGUUUCAAUAACUACUACUGAUAGCAAUGAAUUUGCAAGUGAUGAUAUGAUAUCAGAUAUAGAAUCUUUGGAAUUUGCUAAUAUACCAAAUAAAGUGGAGAAAGAAUAUCUGGAACAAGAAGGAAAACAAGAACAAAUAGAAAUUCCAGAUCAAGAAAUUAAAUUACCUUCUCAAGAUUCUUUAAUGUUUGAUAAUUUAUUGUCUGAUCUAAAAGAUUUAGAAGGAGAAGCAACACAUAUUCAAAAUGGUCCUACUGCAAGUACUUCAGUGACACAACCACAAAAAGAAUCUGUUUUUUUAAGAUUAUCUAAUAGAAUCAAGGCAUUAGAAAUAAAUAUGUCUUUAAGUGGACAGUACUUAGAAGAAUUAAGUCGUCGAUAUAAAAAGCAAGUAGAAGAAAUGCAAAGAUCUUUUGAACGCACAGUCUCAGCAAUGAAUGAAGAAACACGAAAAAGAGAUGAACGCGAAACAAAGAGAAUAGAAGAAAUUGCUAUUUUAAAAGAAAAAGUCGUUAAUCUUUCUAAUUCAAUAAAAGAUCUUUUAUAUGAUCGUGAAAGUUGGCGUGGAAAAAUUUCUAUGAUAGGUCAACAUAUGUUGUUAAUAUGUUCAGAAGUUCUUGUGAUAUAUUUAAUUUUAAUUUAUUGCUGGGGAAGUAACCAUAAAAAAGCUGAAGUAAAAGUAAAACAACAGUCAGAAAAAGAUGCGAUGCGUCGUAAAAGUGCAGAGAAUUUUAAUUCACAUAUGAAAAAAACAAAAAAGCGAAGACCAAGCGAAAUAGCUUCUAACAUUACGGGUACAUAUCGUGAAUUAAUGAUUAUUGAUAAAUCUCAUGAAAUAAAAAGAAAAAAAAAGAAACGUAAAAAAACAACUACAUCAAUUAGUAAUCAAACAAAUGUAAAUAAUGAUAUCAAUAUGUAUCCAAUUACACAGUACAGAAAUCAAAUAGAUGUUACACAUGAAGCGGAUAUAACACCAGAAAUUGUUUCGUCUAUUGAAGUAUUACAUACAAAUGUUUCUCGAAAACAAGCUUGUGAAAAGUUUAAUUGGGUCCCGGAAAAUACAAUUGAAUGGUUCAAUAAUGUUCACGAAACAGGAUGUAAUAUGAUGUUAUGCACUAAUAAUUCCAAAAUAGAUUCUAUUCAAAAUUCUGAGUUAAAUAAUUCAUAUAUUAAAAAUUCAAAUGAAUCAAAUUUGCUGUCAUCAGAUGUGUUUCCAGAAAAAGUUCAUUAUAGCGAACAAACUGCUAUUGAAUCUGAAGAUCUUUUAAAUAUUAGUGGCAUAUUAAAGGAUACAAGCUUAAGUGUAACAUCUUCUUUUAUGAAAACUGCUUUAAGUACAAGAAAGAAAAGAAAAUCUUAUUCAAAUGAUAUGAAUGAAGAAUGGAAUAAAAAUUCAGGUGAUUCUAAUGAUAAUACUGUACAAGUAAGUCUUAUUUCUUCAAAACCAUCUUCAGAAAAUAUUGAUCCUGAUAUUGAAACAAGCAGUAAUGGUCUGUUAAUGGACCAAAGUGAUGAAUCUAGAAGUAGUAGUAUAACAUCAAUAUCAAAAAAAAGAAAAAAAAAUACUAGUUUUAGGAAAAUGGUGAAAAAAUUUUUUUGAUUAAAAUAGGUUUACCAACGAUAGUUGGUUGAAAAAAAUAACUUGAAAAUAUUGAAAUUUAUGAUUCUUAUUAAAGCAUACAAUAUGCUUGGUUUGAAUGCUUCGCUCGUAUGAAGUCAUUUAAGGUGUGUAUAGAUUUACAGGCAUUGUCUGUAAACAUAUACUCUCAUAUAAGGAUUUUAGAUGCUGCAGAUAGAUCGCGGUUAGUUAGUGAAGUUUUGUAAUAUGUAAUAUUAGUAUCAUCUAAAUGCAAUAUAACAAUAUACAAUAUCCUUGAACAGAUUUUCAGUAUAUAUAUAACAUAU